UUCACGAGCGGCGUUGCACGGGAAAAAAUGGAAAAGCUCAAGCAGCCGGCCAGGCGCAUGGGAACUUGUCAGCGACCCGGAGGCGCUUUUUGAGGUCACCGAAUUUUUCUUCUGCGAAAACUCCGGCAAGGAGGAGGCGCAAGUCGGGGGCGUCUGGUUCCAAAAAGAAAGUGAUGGCACAUACUAUGUGCGCUGAAGGAAGCCUUACCCCCGAAGGGAAAAGCAACAAGGAUAAUAACACACGCACAGCCACGAUUUUAUCGACUUUUUGAUCGGGCAAGUUUUCCUAAACCG
Molecule: messenger RNA, 294 nt
Organism: Amoebophrya sp. A120
Lineage: Eukaryota; Dinophyceae; Syndiniales; Amoebophryaceae
Source: the annotation of a GenBank genome assembly